AGAGAAAUACACAGGGGAUAAGGCGGAAAAGCGAGCAAACCCAGGGAAGGAAAGGGGUAAAAACACACAGGGGGAAUUAAUGCGAAAACUGCUGAGAAGCUAAAGGAGAGAGAAAGAGAGGGAAAAUUACAGACACUGCAGGCGGAGAGGAAGAAAAAGACACUCGGGGUAAGGAGGAAUAUAACAAAAACUGGGUAGGGAGAAAAUACUAAACUUGGAGAAACGCAAGGAAGGAAAAAUAUAGUAGGAUCUGUAAGGAAACAAGGGAAGAGAGAACGGGAUACAUAAAAUUGCAGGGGAGAAAGGCAACUUCAGAAAGGACAACAGACACCCAGUGAAAGCAAGGUAUUUUACCAACAUUGAAAAAAAAAAGUGGAAAUAAUAACGGGCAGAGAACUGAAGAAGUGGAACAUAAAGAAUAUUACAGGAAUGGCAGAGUGAGAAGAGAGAGAAACAGGUGAAGCAGACAGGCAAAGAGGGAGCAAUAUAGAAUAAGCAGGUUGGUGAUAUACAAAUUAGAGCAAGGGAUAAACCAGUGAGAGAAAAUAGAGGGGGAAAAUAGAAGAAACGGUCAGAAUGCAAUAAGUGUAUAGAAGGAACUUAAUAUAAAACAACAAAUGAAAUACUGAAACCCAAACAAGAGGAAUAAAUAUGUGAAGAGGGGGAGUGUAAAUAUCAGGAGAAAGAGAAGUUAAAUUGAAAAUACUUAAAUGCACAGAAAUCAGAGGAAGUAUAAGUAACAAACACAGCCGGAAAUCAUACAAGGUUUAAAAAAAAGGACUCUCAUAUGAUAUGACAUUGAGCAGUUAGAACAAAGAAAGUCAGAACGGAAGACAAAUUGAAAGGGAGGAGUGAACAUAGAUGGGAUAAAGGGGAAGAUUAAGAAAACUGUACUCAUUACACGCACAGCUAGGCGGCAGAUAGUCACUGGGAUCAUCUGAGAGCAGGGCUACAGUGAAAUAGGUGAAGAACCUGAAAUUAGAAGAGAAAAAUUAGUAAUUCCAGCAUGGGGAGGAAGAAGAAAUCUCUGCAUGAUUAUGCUGCUGAAUUCUGUGAUCUGUCAGUGAAGAGACACAUUGUCGAGCAAAAGGAAGGAGGGGAGAGAGAUUUGGUGGAGAUUCUAUACUGUAAAUCCUGUGAGAUCCCGAUGAGCGCUCGGAGGGAUCGCAUUUUAGAGCACUUGGCAUCAGCCAGGCACUACCGCAACAAACGAUUGGAGAAGCAUACCUCAGCCAGGCUUCAUGCAACUACGUUACUCAUGUCUCCUCCUGUGGACUUUGCUGCUGGUAUGUCUGUGCUCGAUCAAUCUGUUCUACCACAGUCAUCAUCUUUUGUAUUCCAACCCAACCCAUGUCCCACCAGCUUCAGCAACAACAUUCCAUCCCCAGUAUCUCACCAUCAGAACAUGAUCUCAUUUAGAACAAGCGUGUCCAACUCCACUACCAGCACAGUGACAAUCUGCCAUGACAUGGCUACCUCAAACUCCCCCUCAGGUUCGUCACUUUUAUUCAAUGGCUUUCAAGUCCUUGGUCAUUCACACUCUUCAAGAUCCAGUGGCCAAAGGCACAUCGCUCCUGAAGCUUCCAAUAAUGUUGCUUCCAACAUGACAAUAGGAGAAUAUGGGAAUGGUGGUUUGUUGGGCAGCCGCAUUGGACUGGCACUGUUUGGAGUUUGCAGUGGCAGCAGAGCUUUGUUUAAAAGCAUCGAAGAGGAGAGUGGCUGCCGCUUGCUGUACAUUGUGGAGGAUUGCAUCCAGGAUUUGGAAUGUUCCUUCAGCACGGACGUUCUUGCGAACACCAGGGUGUUGCGGGGGCAGGACGCUGACAUUGUGCUCAAUGACCAACGUGUCUCAGGAAUUAUUAUUUGCUCGCUGGCGGAAGAAGGCUCGGAAAUAGUCCUGGAUGCUUUACGCGCAGGUAAAGGGGUAUUCUGUGAAAAGUUACUGAGUUUAGACAAACAAAUGGCUGAAUCAUGCUUCGAUGAAGCUGCAAGAUGUGGGCAACCUCUGGUCUGCGGACUCUAUAAACGUUUUGAUCCAGCCGUGCAGUUCUUGUACAAAAAAGUUCACAAUAAAGCUCUGGGGAGGAUUCAACGAAUAGUCAGUGUCAGUAGGACCUACCCUUCUCUGUCUCUCAGCUAUAUCAAAAAAACAGGUGGGAUAUUCUACGAUGGUGUAGUACACGACUUAGAUACUGUCUGCUGGCUACUUGGAGAAAAUGCUCCGGAUACCAUAUUUUCAUUGGGUCAUGCCUUCUGCCAAGAAAUUGCAGCCCUUAAGGAUGCUGACACAGUCUCAGUCAGCAUGAAAUUUGCCAGUGGUGCUAUAGUCACGCUUGAUGUCAGCCAACAUUGUACACGGAGCAGUGACCAGAGGUUGGAAGUUCAUGGAUCGGAAGGGACACUAAGGAUGGACAAUCAGAACGUGCUGGGGAUAACUGAGCAGGGCACACCAAGACCUGUGUGCUCCCACUUACAUUAUGACCGAUACAAAGAUGCUUAUAGAGAUCUGCUGAAACACUUCCUCAAGACUCUGAAAGGGAAGGAAGAGCCGUUUAUCACAAAGGAGAACUUCCUGUGGACGAUUCAGGUUGCAGCGGCUGCAGAGCAGUCUUGGAGGAAUGGUUCAGCAGUGGAUCUGCGGAAUGAACCCCUCGACGGCACUGUUAUUAAAACUGAAGUGCCCUGAAAAGAACAAGACAUGAUUGGAAGUUGAGGACCAUGUUUAAUCGCAACCUGUGGCAGUAACUUGCCGGGGAGAAGAGGAAAUAAAGUGAACCGAGAACUGUUCUGUAAACUGUUCGGUACUCUUGUGAACCGAUAUUUGUAAAGGAAGAAUUUUAUUCUAAGUAGUGGGUUAGACUGGUAGCAAAUAGACCCAGCAUGGGGUGGGGGUGGGGGGCGGGGGGACAGUGAGUUAACCCACCGUAAAGAUCUGAUUCUGUAAUGUCCCACCAAGAACCUGCUGCUGUACCAGCACUCCCCAAUUAGCAAUGCCUAGUAUUAUGAAUGUUGCACAGGAAGAAGUGGGAAUUCCAACAUAUGGAAACAUUUGUAAGUAUCUGCUGAUGGAUCAGUAGAGACCCAUUGCCUCCCCCUCCCUCCCCGCUCCUCGACUUGUACUACUCCUGCUUUUCAGCAACAGCUGAUUAUUCUACCUGUUCCUACCCGUAAGCGUAUUGAACUUCAGAACAGUACAGAUGGAAUUGCGAUACUUUUGUGUAGGUGAAGCACUCCCAGAAGUGCAUCAGGAGUGUAGAGACUGUAUUUUGAGACCCAGGUUAAACAUCUAUUCAGAUUGCCUUGGGAUGUGAUGAGAAUUUUUUCUGCCCAUGAAUUGGAAGCAUAUUUCCAUAUCAUUUCCUGGUUUGAUGGCAGUGGAUUAACACAAGUACUGUAUAUGUGUAACCAAUGUGACUCAGCCUGCGCAUGUUUUAUUUGCUGUAUUUUAGAUGCAAUACUGGCAUUUUUACAAUCCUGUAACUUAAUUGAUUUAACAGAAUUAGGUCUAAUGUACACUGUAGGUUAAAAGGGUAAUUUAUUUAGAAAUAUAAGUGCUUUUAUAUUUGUAAUUAUUGGGCUGUUUAGGAUUGCUUCUAAACAUUACUAUACUUGCUGGACUUGUUUUUACUAGUGCAGAGGCAACAGUGCUGAAUUGGGGGUUGGACAGUUAAUAAGAAAGUAACCCCUGUUUUAACUGAAAGGAAUAGAAAUGAAUGGUUAAUUUUUAUUUAAAAAACUGUAAACUUUUUAAUAGGUAUAGUGAAUUUCUCCUUUUCUGUAUGAAAUGCAUUUUGUGAAUACAAUGAAUGUUAAUUUCACCCCAAA
Messenger RNA from Carcharodon carcharias (great white shark), 3825 nucleotides. Its product is annotated as myo-inositol 2-dehydrogenase-like. NCBI's taxonomy places the organism in Eukaryota, Metazoa, Chordata, Chondrichthyes, Lamniformes, Lamnidae. Gene Ontology annotation, biological process: NADPH regeneration. Gene Ontology annotation, cellular component: cytoplasm. The coding region runs from base 1007 to 2686 and encodes 559 amino acids. The record is from RefSeq and is a predicted model, not a curated record. The transcript has 9 exons. Gene Ontology annotation, molecular function: oxidoreductase activity; nucleotide binding.